AUGGGCGAAUCUGCAGGCAUCUCCACUGCCCCUCUCCAGGGGGAGUCUCCCACUACUGCAACAGGCCUCUUCAUCCCUCCAAGUAUAGAUCACUCUCGGCUUUUCGCCGGGGAGUCCUAUUCUUACUAUUCACCCUGUCCUCCCGUCAUUGCAACCUCCAAAGUUAAUGAACCUACUACGAACUCUUCACCAAAUUACCUUAUCUUGGGUGUAGACGAGGCCGGACGCGGUCCAGUUCUAGGCCCCAUGGUCUACAGCGCCUUCUACUUGCCCCAAGAUCUGCACCAUACUCUCUUGACUCGUGACUACAGCUUCAACGACAGCAAAGCCCUCACUCCCGGCGUACGCGCUAAUCUCAUGAAGCUACUAUGUACCCCGGGAAAUCCCUUACACGAAUCCUGCGGAUGGGCCGUGAAGCUACUAUCAGCGCGUGACAUCUCGUCCGGUAUGAUGCGGCCUGGAACGGGAGCUUAUAACCUGAAUGCGCAAGCAAUGGAUGCUACCAUUGAACUCAUCCGUGGAAUCAUUGAAGAUCGCAACAUGGACGUGCGAGAGGUCUACAUCGAUACGAUUGGAAACCCCGCAACCUACCAACAGAAACUCGAGAAGAUAUUUCCAUCACUCAGAAUCACCGUGGCGAAGAAGGCCGACUCGUUAUAUCCGUGCGUGAGUGCUGCAAGUGUUGCUGCCAAAGUCACCAGAGACGUCGCAUUAGAUCUCUGUCAUCAAGCUAUAUACGAAGACACCCAUGCGGAAGAUUCACCGAGGGCGGUGGUGCCGCAGAGUUGGGGAAGCGGCUAUCCCUCUGAUUCAAAGUGUGCCAAUUGGUUAAAGAAAAACAUGGAUCCGAUUUUCGGAUGGGGCAACGAAUGCCGAUUCAGUUGGGGCACCGCAAAAGAGUUGCUCGAGUUGAAGGGAAGGCCAAAGGUCGAUUGGCCUGGAGAAGAAGAAAAUACGCAGCUCAGGGACUUCCUCUUAUCUUCGACCAGUAACACUACAAAAGCUCAGCAUGAGUUGCUGGAAUGGUACGGGGCAAGGUCCACAGAGGUCCUCUCUUAG
Messenger RNA from Aspergillus niger, 1059 nucleotides. RefSeq lists its product as uncharacterized. The transcript has a single exon. Lineage: Eukaryota; Fungi; Ascomycota; Eurotiomycetes; Eurotiales; Aspergillaceae. Gene Ontology annotation, molecular function: RNA-DNA hybrid ribonuclease activity; RNA binding. Gene Ontology annotation, biological process: DNA replication, removal of RNA primer; mismatch repair. Gene Ontology annotation, cellular component: ribonuclease H2 complex. The record is from RefSeq and is a predicted model, not a curated record. The coding region runs from base 1 to 1059 and encodes 352 amino acids.